CGAUCAAUUCAGAGGGAUUGCUCAAUGGCCUGUUAGGUGAACCGUAUCGAUUUUUUUUAGGUUAGCUGUUGUGUUUAACUUCUGCAUUUAUCGGGUGUCCAUCAAAUAUCCCCCUGGAAUUCAGUGCUACCGUGGAUUUGACUUAACAUGGUUAGAAGAAGUGGAAAGUAUCGCCGUAAACUCAACAUCAGGAAAUCAAGUGGAGAUGGACCGGGGGCCGGAAAUGUUUUCAUUUCGUUUUUGCUUCUCAUGACUUUUUCUGUUUUCUAUCUCAUCAGUUACUACAAAACCAAAUCAAAGCCUCGUCCAGUACAAGUGGAUGAAACACCAUUGACAGAAGAGGACAUAACAAAAUAUUAUAAUUUCACACAAUUUAAUAAAACCCAUCCAAGACUUCAUUACAUCCUUUCCCCUCUUAGUGUUUGUGAUGGGUUUAGGACGGAAAACAAUUUCUCUCGUACAUUAAUUAUUGUGAAGUCAUCAGCGGAAAGUUUUCACAUACGAAAAUGGUUCCGAUGGAAUAUAAAACAACAGAAAGACAUAGAUAACAAUUUUAAGAUAGUUUUCCUUCUAGGACAAUCUCCAUCUUCCUCUAUGAGCGAGCUUAUAAAAGAGGAAAGUAAACUACACAACGAUAUGAUUCAGGGAAAUUUUACAGAUAACGGGAAUAUUACCACGUACAAAACUAUCAUGGGGUUUAAUUGGGCUCUCAAGUAUUGCCAAAAUUCUCAGUUUCUCCUUCUCCAAGAAGAAAAUUUUAAAAUAAAUUAUAAAAACGUGAUGACAUUUCUGGAGAAAGAGGAUGACCCGGAGUCUCUAUACGUUGGAAAAUUAAUCCGAAAGGAACAAACAUCUAGUAGUAACCCUGACCACGUCCGAUACAUUCCGAAGGAGGAGUACCCUCUUCCGUUUCUUCCGCCCUAUAUUGCAGGUGGUGCCUAUCUUGUCAGCAUGAACGUUGCCAAAACGCUUGUGUCAAAUUUUGAUUCUGUGAAAAUGGUUCGCGUGGAUGACGUGUUCAUGGGGCUUGUUGCAAUGUUAAGUGACGUCAUUUUAGUUCACUCCAAAAAAGUAACCCUUGAAAAUUGUGCCAAAUUCACAAAGAUGUUAGCAUGCAGGACAUUCACUUCCGCGGAGGAUAUUCUCGGUGCAUGGGAGGAGUCAUUUGAAAUCAAUUUCUGAGAGAGAGAGAGAGAGAGGGAAUGUUCGGCAUUAUUGAGUUAUGUGUAUAUUGACUAUGUCAUUUCCUCAGAUAAACUAUUAUAGGCAUUAUAAAACAUAAGAAUACUUAAUGCAUUUUCUUAUUUUAAAAAUCGAAUCAGUUUUUAAGGAAAACAAGAUGUGUUUCUGAAAAACUAUGCGCCCGGCGGCAAAAAAGUUCUGAAAAAGCUAUUUUUAGCAUAUUGGUCACAGUUAAGGUCACAAGAUCAUUGACCUUGGUGUCAUUUGAAAGAACUUGAUUAGUGGAAUAUGCAUACCAAAUAUGAAGUCUCUACCUCUCAUGGUUCAAAAGUUAUGGCGAAGGUACGAAAAAGCUAUUUUUAGCAUAGAGGUCACAGUCAAGGUCACAAGGUCAUCGACCUUGGUGUCAUUUGAAAGAGUUUCAUUAGUGGAGUAUG
Saccostrea cuccullata (small rock oyster) is the source of this 1619-nucleotide messenger RNA. RefSeq names its product beta-1,3-galactosyltransferase brn-like. NCBI's taxonomy places the organism in Eukaryota, Metazoa, Mollusca, Bivalvia, Ostreida, Ostreidae. Gene Ontology annotation, cellular component: Golgi membrane. Gene Ontology annotation, molecular function: UDP-glycosyltransferase activity; hexosyltransferase activity. Bases 148 to 1182 code for a protein of 344 amino acids. The record is from RefSeq and is a predicted model, not a curated record. The transcript is spliced from 2 exons.